GUCUUGAGUGUGGAAUGACUUUGGAAUGCGCGGGAAAUAAAGUUUGUUUACUAUUUUGAAUAAUGACGAGCUACUAAUGGCUUUUCAAAACACGUAUUUGAAGUCGUUACUUCCGAAACUCGGAAUAGAAGACGAUAAAGUCCUUAAGAAGGCUUCAGAGCUGCAACGCAUACUAGACCUGAAAAUAUCAUCCGGAGGUGCCAAAAAUUUAAAAUUAAGUGAAAGCGCAAAGGCAGUGAUGUGUGCUGAUCUAGCAGCUCUGCAUUGUGGCAUAACUUGUGAAAGGGAUGACUUUGUAAGACUUUCUGGAAUGAAGAAUAGAUUAUACAUAACAAAUCGCAGCAUAAUAGAAAAGCUUGUAGGAAUGGAGGAGACACUAGAUGUGAAUAAAAUUUGUGUACAACUUGGCAUUUCUGAAAUAAGCAGCUUUGCUCAGACAAUUUUGGAUCAAUAUUUGGAACAAAAUGCUGUUGCAGACAGAAAUGACAAGAUGUACGGUAUAAUUGCAGUAUAUCUAGCUUGCAGGGAAAGAAAAGUAAAGCUUCAGAUGCGUAAAUUCAUGGAAAUGUGUAAUCUAAAAAAAAGUGGGUUUGUUAAGUUAGUUGCUGAUUUUGACAAAUCUGCUGCAUCUAUGAGAAGACAAAAAGAAGAACCUGCAGAACAUGCACCAAUAUCAAAAGAAGUCAAUCUGAAUGAUUUGCAGAAAGCAGUGAAAAGAAGAAGUCAGUCACCUCCAAAAGAGGAGGAAAGCUAUUCUGACUGGAAGAGAAGAAUGCUGCAGGAAAUAAAUGAAUCAUCAGAUGACUGCUGAUGUGUUCAUAGGAAGAACAAGGAAGAUUAACAUACUGCCAAUUACUUGUUUGUGUUCAGAAAGAUAUUUGUGCAUGCAGUUAAUAACAAGCUAAUUUUCUUUGUUCUUUGUAUAUUUUUUAUGUACAGUGAUUUCAUGUGCAACUAAUGUAUUUUAUUAUUGUUUAUGUCCUGAAAUUAUGAUAAAUAGAGCACUUUCCUUAUUA
This is a messenger RNA of Schistocerca gregaria, 1016 nucleotides long. Its product is annotated as origin recognition complex subunit 6-like. Bases 77 to 811 code for a protein of 244 amino acids. Gene Ontology annotation, molecular function: DNA binding. The record is from RefSeq and is a predicted model, not a curated record. Gene Ontology annotation, cellular component: nuclear origin of replication recognition complex. Lineage: Eukaryota; Metazoa; Arthropoda; Insecta; Orthoptera; Acrididae. Gene Ontology annotation, biological process: DNA replication initiation; DNA replication. The transcript is spliced from 6 exons.